Molecule: messenger RNA, 1962 nt
Organism: Trichoplusia ni (cabbage looper)
Lineage: Eukaryota; Metazoa; Arthropoda; Insecta; Lepidoptera; Noctuidae
Product: cytochrome P450 6k1-like
Exons: 9
Coding region: 278-1792 (504 amino acids)
Molecular function (GO): heme binding; iron ion binding; monooxygenase activity
Source: RefSeq, a predicted model, not a curated record
UGAUGAUCACAAAAGCAGAUGUUUUUAACGGAGCGAUUGAACGAACCGAUAAUGUGCAGACGAGUAUUAUUCAGCAAAACGCGUUAAUUGUCCGAGUUGCUGUAGCGUUAUCACUCGUAAGUAUACAGUAUAUAAAGUCUUGGAAAACGAGUGCCAGUAUUGACCUCGUCUUUACUCGCCUUGUACCUCCUUAACUACUAUAAAAAUUCAUUCGUCGAGAGCUGACUACAAGUAAAACAUUAUUCAGAAUUUAAAUCCACAAAUAAAAGUUGAAAAAAUGUUCAUUUUACUUCUUUCGAUGGUAACGGUCAUCUUCGCCGUAUGGGUCAUAAUAAGAUGGUCAAAAGUAAAGAAGUAUUGGAAGGAAAAGGGAGUCCCGCACUACUCUCCAAAUCCGAUUGUAGGAAGCCUGACGUUCCUACAAAGAGAGAACCCUUCGUUAUGGAUGCGCAAACUAUACAACGACUUCAAAGGCGCUCCGUACGUCGGCAUCUGGCUGUUCUGGCGGCCAGCGCUGGUGGUGAACAGCCCCGAGAUCGCGCGCCGAGUGCUCGUCAAGGACGCCGAUGUCUUCAGGAACAGGUUCUUGAGCUCCGGCAAGACUGAUCCCAUCGGAGCACUUAACGUGUUUACAGUCAACGACCCUCUUUGGUCAUCCGUGAGGAGGCGCCUGACCGUCGUGUUCACUGCUGCCAAGCUGAGGAGCCUACAGCCUAUGACUAUGACGAAGACCAAGAACUUGAUCAAACGGAUCGGCGAUGACAGCAAAAUCGGUCCAGUAAAAGACCUCAGAGAAAUUUGUACAGACUACACAACCGACGUGAUCGGUGAGGCGGCGUUCGGCAUCACCAGCAACUCCCUGGUAUCACCUGACAGCAUCAUGAGGAGGGUCACCAGAGAGAUGAUGGCCUUCAACGUGCACAGAGGCCUGUCCUGGUGCAGCAUCUUCUUCAUCCCGGAGUUAGUGGAUGUAUUCAGGUUAUCAUUCUUCCCUAAGGAUACGAUGAAGCUUCUACGUAAGAUCUUCCAGACAAUGGUCGCGCAAAGAGGAGGCUAUGAGAACCCGAUUAAGGAGCCAAGGGACUUGCUCGAAGCCCUGGUGAAGAUCAAGCAGGAGUCCACUGAUGAUGAAAUGACCGAAGACGUAUUGCUGGCUCAAGCAGCUGCGUUCCUAUUAGGCGGGUUUGAUACUUCAGCCUCAACAAUGACUUUGGUUCUUUAUCAAUUGGCUUUCAACCCACAUCAUCAGGAACGUUUGUACCAAGAAGUAUUGCAAGCUCAAAACAAGAGUGAAGAUGAGUAUUUGAACACGGCGUCACAUCCCGAACUGACCUUCUUGGAUGCCGUCAUUAAAGAAACCCUGAGGAUCUUCCCACCAAUGGGCUGGCUGGACCGUAUCGCCAGUACAGACUACAAGAUAGAUGACAAUCUGACGAUACCAGCAGGUACGCCCGUCUACGUGAACGGCGUGGCCAUGCAGGUCGACCCCGAGUACUUCCCCGAACCUGAAGUGUUCAAACCUGAACGAUUCCUACCCGAAAAUGAAAGGAAUAUCAUUCCCUACACUUACAUGCCAUUUGGAGAUGGACCCAGGAACUGUAUUGGAAUGCGUUUUGCCUACCAGAGUCUGCGUCAGAGUCUUGCUCACAUCAUCCUGAACUUCGAGAUCCACGCGCUGCCAGGCUCCACGAAGCCCAACAAUGUCCACAUGGAGCAGAAGGGACUGUUCUUCAUGCCCGAUGAGAAGCUGUCCGUGCAGUUUGUACCGAGGGCUACUCAAACUGUACUUUAACUUAUGUUACGUAAGGUUCAAAAUGAUGAUUGUUUUUUUGUAGAAGUGUUUUUUGAAGUUUACUGGUUCGACCAGCUUUCGGGACAUUAUUUGUAGAUGCUAAGCAAAAAUAGUGAGAUAUUAUUUUUAUGUAAUAUAUUUGUAUUAAUUAAAGUUUAUGUUAUUUUGAA